UGUGCUAACAAACAUUUUCUGGCACACGUCGACAACUAAAUUAGUUUAUUUAGGUAUUUAGCCUUGGGUGUAGCUUUAACUAUUUUGUCAAAGAAGGACGUCAGGAAGAUGACAUUGUGCUCACUCCAUAGUGUCUGUGGAUAAGCGUUUGAUGGUGGUGAACCACGUCCACCUGCUUUGGCAGCCAGCUGUUGUCACUGCUCUCUUAGCAGAUGCUAAAUAUUCGCUUGCACUUAGGAAAACAACUGUUGUUCUGCAAACACAAGUUUGUGUUUGUUUUGAAUGUACACGUAUCCAGCUUGGACGAGCAGUGGCGAAACCAAGAACGGAUUUGUUUCCUAGUUUUAUAAACGAGUGGAAAAGACUGACAUCCAAUCAUGGAUGGGUUUGUCGGGGAACUGCUUGGUGAAGACAGUUCUGUGGUGGCACGCAUGCAGAAGAAGUUCUGGAAGACCAAGCAGGUGUUAAUCAAAGCCACUGGCAAGAAAGAGGACGAAUAUGUCGUGGCCUCGGACGCCGACCUGGAUGCAAAGCUUGAGUUCUUUCGCUCAGUCCAGUCUACAUGCACAGAGUUGCUCAAGGUGAUUGAGAAGUAUCAGCAUAGGAUCACGCGUCUGUCCCAAGAGGAAAACGAGCUCGGCCUGUUUCUGCGCUUCCAAGCCGAGCGUGACCGCACCAAGGCUGGUAACAUGAUGGAUGCAACCAGCAAGGCCCUGUGCACCUCUGCCAAGAAGAGAAUGGCGCUUUGUGCACCGCUAAAACGUUUGCACCAGGAAGUCGAGACGUUUAGACGGCGUGCCAUUGCAGACACGCUCUUGACAGUCGGCCGCAUGGAGAAAGCUCGCACGGAAUACAGAGGCGCUUUGCUGUGGAUGAAAGACAUCUCUCAAGAACUCGAUCCAGACACUUAUAAACAGCUGGAAAAGUUCCGUAAGGUUCAAGGCCAGGUGAGGUCAACUAAGAGCCAGUUUGAGAAACUCAAGAAUGAUGUGUGCCAGAAGGUAGACAUGCUUGGUGCCAGCCGCUGCAAUAUGCUGUCACAUUCACUUUGCAACUACCAGACAACUCUGCUUCAAUUCUGGGAAAAGACAGCCCAAGCCUUGUCUGGCAUCCAUGAUGCUUUCCAGGGACAUGUACCUUACCAGUUCACCACAAUCAAGGAUCUACGGGACCCACUGGACCAAAUAGGUGCUGUGCAUCAAGGAGAGGAAGAGGAGAAAGUACUACAGGGAAACACUGACAGUUUAGUGUGCUUGGAUGACGAAGCAUCAGGAAGUGCUGCUGACACAGGUGUUUUGUUGGACCCCACCGGCAUCGAGUCGAGAGCCGAUGAUGACGACGGUGAACAAGGUGACAUGGCUUUUCUCAAAGACCUGCUUAGCCCUAGUCCGGGGACGACCGACGACUUCAGCAAAGAGUGGCAGGAUGCAUUCGGGCUCUUCGACGCACCUGUCGAGGGGCCACCACCACUGCCACAAGGCCAUUCUGCCCCACCACCGCAGGCUAUGUCCCCAAACCCUACUGGUUUUCUGCCUUCCCAGCUACUGGAUCAGAGUCUGAGUUCCACAGGCUGGUCUACCCCACCCAUGUUCCACGUCCCGCCCCUUCAGCCUCCUCCUGCACACAACCAACCAGCUACACCGGCGCCAGCUUCUUCAGCUAAUGCUACUGCAGGUGGAUCCCGAGAUAUGUCGGCUUGGUUCAAUCUGUUCGCCGACCUGGACCCGCUCUCCAAUCCUGACGCAAUUGGACGUUCGGCAGACGAGCUCCUUAACGCCUGAAACCCUCCAGGACGAUGUCUUAGUCAUAUUCUAAACAUUAUUACACACACUCACAGAGGAAAUGACUGUUAACAUACCACACCAAGGUUGCAAAUGUCUGGUAAAUUUACAUGUAAGUUUAUUUGAAGGGAUUCUUCUUAUUGGAAAUGUGGGAAUGGGAAUUUUAAGAAUUAAUGGGUAUCAAGUAGUAAUUUAUUGGAAAGGAAUCGUAUUGUCAUUUUUGUAGCUGUCCAUGCUAAAUGGGUUGCUCUCCUUGUCCAUUUAAAAGUGUAUUACAGUAUCUAAAUUUCUUCAUUGACCAAGCCAUUACUUCAGUUACGUCAGUUACAGCUACUCAUAUAUAUAUAUAUAUAUUUUUUGUCGGGGAUAUGCAAAAAUAUAAUGUGAAAAUAUAUUGAGGUUCCCUUUGAAUGAGCCAACCUUCGCCUAAGUAAUUUCCUCUUUAUUUCCAUUAAUUAACUUCGCACAAAAAAAUCCAACCAUUUGCAACCCUCUAAAAAUGUGCAUAAUUUGACUUUAUUUUUGUGUUUCCUUCGUACCUGCACAUUGGAUCUAUUCUGGAUGUGUUUUUUUGUACUUGAUCACAUUAAUGCCAAUGCAUUGCAAAGAAGGGUUUUAAGUUUAUCACAUAACAUGUAUGCACUGAACUGUCUAGAGUGCACCUUUGUGUCUGUGAACCAGAAGCCAUCAUAUCUUUGCUAAACCUCUUCCUGUCUAUUUUUGAGAAACGUGAAAAUGAAAAUAACAAAAUUACCCUUUUAGAUCAAAAAAUGGACUUCUUACUUGGUUUUGGCAGCCCUCUGCUAUUUGUAAUUUUUAAUUCAUUUCUGCUAAUCUGUGAAUCGGUAAAUUAAAUGAAUAACCCCAGAACACCCCCCCAACAGGUCAUUGUCCACCAACCAGUUUUGUGCUUGACGCCAUCAGCAGCAGAAAUAGUUGUUGUAGUUGGAAAAGGUUUGGGUUCAUAUAGUUUUGUGUUUUGGUUGUACUGUUUGGUUUCACUUGGACCUUUACGGUUAUUUUGUCUUGAAUACUUAUACAACAGAGCACCAGUUUAAUACUAGAAAGUGCAAUACACAAGUCUCUUGCUCUCGCUCGCUCAUUCUGCAAACAUUGGGAUGACAUUUAAAUCGCUGGCUGCCGUUGACAGUGAUUGACGCCCCCUCCGUUUUAAAUAUGUUCAGUCCCUGCCAACACUCCCUAUUAAAACGGUUUGGAUCUACAUCGCUCCAACAAACUAACUUUAAAGAUCACUUGAAAAUGCUCGCUAAACUGUUGAGUUGUAUGUAUAAUUUAAUUUUGGAUUUAUUUGCAAAAGAAGACUUAAUUUCGUCCUAGAGAAAUGGGGGCAAAUAUUUUGAGACGAAAUAUGUAUGUACAGCAGAGGUGCCCAAGUCCAGUCCUCGAGAGCCCCUAUCCAGCUUGUUUUCCAUUUCUCCCUCCUCCAACACACCUGACUCAAAAAAUCAGGAUCGUUAUCAGGCUCCUGCAGAGCUUGCUGAUGGGCUGAUCAUUUGAUUCAGGUGUGUUCAAGGAGGGAGACAUGAAACACAAGCUGGAUAGGGGCUCUCGAGGACCAGACUUGAGCACCCCUGGUGUACAAUAUAUGCUGGAUUUAGUGCAUCUGUUGUGCAGGCAGAGCCUGUGGGAUACAAUACUGUAUUACUAUGACUAUUUUAAUUUGUUUCCGUAUGCUACAAGAUCACUUUUUGCUACUAUAAUAAAAAUCAUAUCUAAAGAUGUUCUACACUGAAGGUAGUAUUUACACUGUCACUUGCUGUCCAUUGUUUACUCUUGAAGAAUGUAUUAUCAGCCUUUUAUUUCAUCUAGCUUCAUGAUUUACAAAUGGAAUUAGGUAACAAUAAACUGGAGGAAAAAUG
Molecule: messenger RNA, 3661 nt
Organism: Corythoichthys intestinalis (scribbled pipefish)
Lineage: Eukaryota; Metazoa; Chordata; Actinopteri; Syngnathiformes; Syngnathidae
Gene: ical1
Product: islet cell autoantigen 1-like
Exons: 13
Coding region: 378-1781 (467 amino acids)
Biological process (GO): regulation of transport
Cellular component (GO): Golgi apparatus
Molecular function (GO): protein domain specific binding
Source: RefSeq, a predicted model, not a curated record